This is a messenger RNA of Amphiprion ocellaris (clown anemonefish), 1926 nucleotides long. RefSeq names its product BARX homeobox 2 (gene barx2). Gene Ontology annotation, molecular function: RNA polymerase II transcription regulatory region sequence-specific DNA binding; DNA-binding transcription factor activity, RNA polymerase II-specific. The record is from RefSeq and is a predicted model, not a curated record. The transcript has 4 exons. Bases 243 to 1115 code for a protein of 290 amino acids. Gene Ontology annotation, cellular component: nucleus. Lineage: Eukaryota; Metazoa; Chordata; Actinopteri; Pomacentridae. Gene Ontology annotation, biological process: regulation of transcription by RNA polymerase II.
CGCACUCACUUCAUGACCACUGUGGCGCAGUGCGCAGCUCGAGUUGAAGGCUGGCUGCCGAUCUUCACCACGACACUUCAGGGAAAGCUAAACUGCGUUUAACAAGACACGCAAUGAGUUGUUUAAACGUAUGAACUCCACUAGUCGUCUCUCCAGACGAUUCAACCUGCAUAAGCUUAGACAUUAAAACUGAAAAGACACUUUGCGCAGCGAAAGUAGCGCACGGCGCACAGGGACAGAUCAUGCACUGUCAAGCCGAGCUGAGGCUCUCCUCCCCCGGGCAGCUGAAGGCUGCCAGACGGCGCUACAAGACUUUCAUGAUUGACGAGAUCCUCUCCAAGGAGACUUGUGAUUAUUUCGAGAAACUUUCUCUGUACUCGGUGUGCCCUUCGCUCAUUGUUCGACCAAAGCCUCUUCAUUCAUGUUCGGGCUCCUCGUCACUACGUGCCUACCCCCUCCUCUCGGUGAUCACGAGGCAGCCGCCCAACCUGCCCCCCCACCUCCCGCGGCCGUCCUCCCCGGGCUCGGUCCACUCGCACCUGCCCCUGCUCUCCCCGCAGCAUCCGCGAGGCUCCGAGCCCUCGCCCAGCCAGACGCCCCUCAGCAUCAGCAGCGAGUCGGACACUGAGCGCAGCACGCCCCGCCUCAAGAAGCCACGUCGCAGCCGCACCAUCUUCACCGAGCUGCAGCUGAUGGGCCUGGAGAAGAAGUUCCAGAAGCAGAAAUACCUAUCCACACCUGAUAGGUUAGACUUGGCUCAGUCCCUCGGCCUCACACAGCUUCAAGUGAAGACAUGGUACCAAAACAGGCGCAUGAAGUGGAAGAAAAUGGUGCUCAAAGGAGGUCAUGAGGCCCCGACUAAGCCCAAGGGAAGACCUAAGAAGAACUCCAUUCCCACCACGGAGGAAAUUGAGGCCGAAGAGCGAAGAAUGAAGAUGGAGGAAGAGGACAGGAUGAGGAGGGCGGCCAAGGAAGCGGCGCUGGCUCACGGAGGAGAUGCAUCUCAGCUGGAACCUCAAGAUCUCAGUUCAGAAACUCACAAUCCAAACGGAGCUAAGGAGGGAUCUGAGCGAGAGUUGCCACUCCUUAUGUCAGAAACUCACGCAGCCAGCUAAGCGAGAACAAACCAACCAAAGACUAAUGCCAACCUGAAUACAAAUAGUGCCUCAGGAUCACUGUAAAAAGCCUGUGUGGUGUUUAGAGCCAUUUUGCUUUAGCAGUUUUGGACUGGAUGCACAUUGGUGGUGUCCAGUCUUUAGCCAGUGUAGCCUUGUAUUUUUUGUGUACUGGAACAUGUGCCAUACAGAGAGCUAACCUACACGACUGCACUGUGGUCCAUAGAAUAAGGAGUGUAAAUCUGUCAAAUCCAAACAGGUCAGUCAAGCCUUAAUCACAACAUAGUGACAUGUAUCAUGCAUCAUCACGUUAUUGUGCUUUUCAACUGUGAGAGGUCACAUACGACUCAGUUCUCAAAGCUGCCAAAAUAUCAGACAUUGCCUUACUGUGCUGUAUCUAUGUAUCUUUGUAUUACAAAUCCGUGAUAAAAGCUGAUAUAUGAAAUGGCUACAGUGCCUUGUUAGUCUCAGAGGAAAGCUUUUAAAGUGUUGAUAAAACCACCAUCAAAUGCAGUAUAUUUUUUACAAUUAUUUCUGAUUAUAAGUGCUGUAUUUGGAGACAGAUUUGUACAGUUUAGAAAAGGGAAAUGUCUGUGUUUUAUUUUGGCACAAAUUUGUUCAUUAUUUGCUCUGCAAAGCUUUCAUUUUUAGUUUUUUCGACGCUGAAAGUCAAUAUUUCUGCCAAGACAUACACUGUAACAUACUGUAGAAAUAUGUAUAAAGUAUAAAAUAUAUGGUCUUUUGGAUAUAUAUGUAAAACAGUAUUUUUAAUUGCUCUUUUAAAUUGGAUUAAAAUAUGUAUAAUGUUUCA